Molecule: messenger RNA, 1050 nt
Organism: Candidula unifasciata
Lineage: Eukaryota; Metazoa; Mollusca; Gastropoda; Stylommatophora; Geomitridae
Source: the annotation of a GenBank genome assembly
AUGAGUGAGUACUUCGAGAGAUGUGGUAAGAUGACAAUGGUAGCCAAUAAUCGACGGCAAUUCGUGAAAGGUUUCAGUAUUGGAGUCGUGCUUACCUUCAUUGCUCUGACUUGUAACAGUUAUUAUGGAAAUCAGUUCAUUCAGUGGACGACGACACGACAUAGCAAUCUGGAGAACGGUUGUAACCAUGGUCCAGCAGCAAGCUUUCGUCGCACCGAGGACAGCAAUGCUUUCAGUGAUGAUAAUUCUACUGCUGAUAAACUUCGUGAACAAGUUCGUGUCCUUGUCGCUAUCAUGACUGCCCUCAAGAAUAUUGAAACCAGAGCCCAGGCAGUUAAAGACACUUGGGCAAAGCAUUGCAGCGAAAUUAUAUAUUUCAGCACUGGAGAGAAUAAGAAAUUUCCAACCGUUCGUCUCAAUGUACCUGAAGGUAUGAACCAUCUCACUCCCAAGACAAUGGGAGGUUUCGAUUAUAUGUACGAUCACUAUUUCAACGAUUUUGACUGGUUUAUGAAGGCUGAUGACGACACAUAUGUGAUCAUGGAGAAUCUGCGCUAUUUCUUGUCAAGCCAGAACUUUAGCCAACCUGUGUCCUUUGGCCAGCACUUUGUACUUUAUGACGGACAAGAAUAUCAGGAUGGCGGUGCCGGAUAUGUCCUCAGCAAAGAAUCCCUGCGAAGAUUUCGUCACAGGGGAAACAAUUCUAAAUGUGUAAAAGAUGGCGCUUACGAAGACGUGGAAAUGGCACAUUGUCUGGAAAGUCUUGGUGUGCAAAUCGUCAACAGUAAAGACUCACAAGGCAGGAGUAGGUUCCAUACAUUUGUCCCGUCAGUUCACAUCCAUGGAACGUAUCCAAAGUUUUAUAAUCAUCAUAAUCGAGGAGAUAACAAGGGCAUCGACAGUAUGAGCGACUAUGCUGUUAGCUUCCACAGAGUCACUCCGUCAAUGAUGUGGGAAUUAGAGUUCUAUGUUUAUCACCUUCGGCCUUAUGGUAUUUGCAACGUAAAGGAGAAUCUUGAAUUAAAGAACAACAAAAGCUCUAGCAAUUAA